This is a messenger RNA of Suillus paluster, 462 nucleotides long. RefSeq lists its product as uncharacterized. Bases 173 to 421 code for a protein of 82 amino acids. The transcript is spliced from 2 exons. Lineage: Eukaryota; Fungi; Basidiomycota; Agaricomycetes; Boletales; Suillaceae. The record is from RefSeq and is a predicted model, not a curated record.
UUCGAUCGGCCGUCUGGUGAGAAAAUGCUGUGGAGAUGAAUCCUUGCAAGUAAGCACAUCCUAUUAUCAGACAACACAAGCUUUAUAAGGCGGCCGCAAACUCUUGGUUCGCUUACGUAACGCCGUUUUUUCCGUAGUCGUCGACAACACUGGACUGGUUAACCGCCAGCCCAUGGUGGACACAGACUACGACUCGUCAUUGAUGUCCUUGCUCCUGAUUCUUGCCAUCCUUAUCUUCGCAGGUCUAGGAUGGUGUUUCCUGUCAUCAUGCAUGGGAACACCCCUGCUUCGUUCAUUAUCUGACCUAUGGAACCUCAUGGUUCUAUCUGGUUCAACGACUGAUACUGCCAGCUCAAGAAGAAGGAGAGCACUUGGGGAAGAUAAUAUGUGGGAGAUGACGGACUACAGGAGAGGACCGUGAAAAACUUCCUCCAGAUUUACCGCAUGGAAAAUACAUCUUGG